AUCCAAUGGUUACAAUUUCACAGUAGAGUCCACUGUGUAGCAACUAAUUAUGAGUGUGCACCGCAGGCACCCUCAAUCCAAAAUUUUCACCUCCUCCAAAUUAUUCAAACAGUGACUCUAUCAUCCUCCCAUCUCGACGUCGACGUCGGCCACAUCUUCCAAAUUAUUCGCCAGAUCCAGGUCUUUCCCACCGAGACAGUUUAAUCCUGUUUGAAAGCACAUUUUCACUUCACUUUGCAAUACCCAAAAGAGGCGCAACGAUGGCGUUGGCCGUCUCUACUUCAUCUGCCGUUCAUGGCUAUUCCUUAUCCUCAGCUCUUGGGCUAACCAAAGCCGCACAAUUCGGCGCUUAUCAGCGGUUGUGUUGGCCUCGUCUCCGAUCGACGUCCCUUAAUUUCUCUGAGCGGCGUUGUACCGUGAAGCCAUUCCAUAAGCUAAUCAAGUCAAUGGCGGAGGGGCUAAACGCGGUUGUUCCAAGUAACGAGCUUUUGGAAUGGCCGAAGCAGGACAAGCGUCGUCUUUUGCACGCCGUGUAUCGUGUGGGAGACCUUGACAGGACAAUCAAGUUUUACACUGAAUGUUUCGGGAUGAAGCUCUUAAGGAAAAGGGAUAUUCCGGACGAAAAAUAUUCCAAUGCUUUUCUUGGGUUUGGCCUGGAGGACUCCCACUUUGUUUUAGAGUUGACUUACAAUUAUGGGGUCGAUCAAUAUGACAUUGGAACUGGCUUUGGACAUUUUGCCAUUGCAACUGAAGAUGUUUACAAAUUGGUCGAGAAUGUAAAGGCAAAAGGUGGUAUUGUCACUCGAGAGCCGGGCCCAGUUAAAGGUGGAAAGUCUAUUAUUGCCUUUGUCAAGGAUCCAGAUGGCUACCUUUUUGAGAUAAUUCAACGUGGGCCCACACCUGAACCUCUCUGCCAAGUGAUGCUUCGUGUUGGUGAUCUGGAACGUUCUAUCAAAUUUUAUGAGAAGGCACUAGGAAUGAAACUACUGAAGAAAACUGACCGUCCUGAACAAAAGUACACAAUAGCGAUGUUGGGAUAUGCCGAAGAACAUGAGACCACUGUCUUGGAACUUACAUAUAACUAUGGUGUCACUGAAUACACCAAAGGAAAUGCAUAUGCACAGGUUGCAAUUAGCACUGAUGAUGUGUAUAAGAGUGCUGAGGUUGUAAAACUUGUGACCGAGGAGCUUGGAGGAAAGAUAACUCGACAGCCAGGCCCGAUUCCUGGAAUCAACACUAAAAUCACUUCUUUCUUGGAUCCAGACGGGUGGAAAACGGUUUUGGUGGACAGUGCAGAUUUUCUGAAGGAACUUGAGGGAUAAGAGUGGUUGGAACCAAUAAAUGGUGGAGAUCUUAUCAUCGAUAAAUUGAUGUACCCGUUUCUGGUUAAUCGGUCAUAAUAAUGAAUAAGCCUUAAUAGCUCUUUUGAGUAUGAAGUAGAGUCUAAUAUUUCAUAUUCAAGGCACUCUUUUUUGUAUUAACUCCAAGCUAGUACAACACUCGUGUACUACAUAGGUACGGGUGUUGAGUUAAAAAAAUAUAUUAUAAAAGUUAUUGCUAAAUAAAAAUUUUAUUUAAAAA
Molecule: messenger RNA, 1581 nt
Organism: Striga asiatica
Lineage: Eukaryota; Viridiplantae; Streptophyta; Magnoliopsida; Lamiales; Orobanchaceae
Source: the annotation of a GenBank genome assembly